AGCGACCUAGCCACUACUUGUUCGCAGAUCGGCUGCUAUGUUGCUGGCUUCGCUUGUGGGUUGCUAAGCAGCCAUCUUGCCUUUUCUUUACAUGCGUCUUUCCUUCCGCCGGAGAGUGACUCAGUGUGUCCGGAAAAGGCCGAGCAAAGGAAGGAGAGAAGGAGCGCAACACGAAAAGCGCCGAUGUUUGUUAACUGCCUCCACACCCCCUCCCUCUUCAAAAUGGUUGCCGUGUCUUUUUCGGCUAGUGCUACUUCGCUCGGAGAGUGACUCCGACUGAUUCGGGCAGAGACCUUUUCACUUUCACGCUGCUUUCGCCUGGAUACUUUGCAAACAAAUCCAAUUUGGAUAUUUACUUCCCCUCUGCCUGACUACCUCCACCUCUCGUUUCUGCUCUCAUCAUCCAUCAGACAGGCCUGUUUUCAAAACCAGCAGCUUUCAGCACUCGUCCAAUCCCUCAACGAUUUCCAAUGGUUCGGACAGACUUUUUUAAAUGAACAAUGUGUGAAAACUGCGCCGAGCUAGUGGAGGUGCUAAAUGAAGUCUCGGAAGCAGAUACAAGUGAUGGAUUACAGCUAAAAAAGGAACAAGCUCUUAGGAUAUUUUGUUACAUUAAUUCUUGGAACCAGCGACAAUGUCUUUGUUGCUUCAAGGAAUAUAAGCACCUAGAAGUCUUCAACCAUGUUGUUUAUGCACUCAUAAACCUGGUAAUACAACAAAUUCAGGCUCUACGAAGUCAGCUUUGUAAAUCCUUUGCUGAUAAUGUCGAGUCGGGAUGGACAGAUGUAAGUCAUCAAAAUGAUGAACCUAUUAAUGUUGAAAGAGAUUCCAAUGAUGACGAAGUAGAACUGGAUGGCAAGGAUACAGUGGAGAGCAACCCAGACAGUUUCAAAUCUUGCAAAAAAACUGAUGAUACUUGUGAUAAUAACCCAGAUUCUUUCACUUCAUGGAGUACUGAGGAGAAGGAGAAGCUUCUGCUGUGUGUAGCAAAGAUAUUUCAGAUCCAGUUUCCUUUAUACACUGCUUACAAGCAUAAUACUCAUCCAACUAUCGAGGAUAUAUCUGCUCAAGAAAGCAAUAUUUUGGGAUCAUUUUGUGACAUGAAUGAUGUAGAGGUACCAUUACACUUACUUCGAUAUGUUUGCCUCUUUUGUGGCAAACAUGGCCUGUCUCUCAUGAAGGAUUGCUUUGAAUCAGGGACCCCUGAAACCCUGCCAUUCCCAAUAGCACAUGCUUUCAUAACAGUUGUUUCAAAUAUACGAAUAUGGCUGCAUAUUCCUGCAGUCAUGCAACAUAUUAUACCCUUUCGGACAUAUGUAAUAAGAUAUCUGUGUAAGCUGUCUGACCAGGAGCUGAGACAAAGUGCUGCACGCAACAUGGCUGACUUAAUGUGGAGUACUGUGAAAGAGCCUUUGGAUAGUGCUUUAUGUUUUGAUAGAGAGAGCCUAGAUCUGGCCUUUAAGUACUUCAUGUCUCCAACCCUUACAAUGAGAUUGGCUGGUCUUAGCCAGAUAACUAAUCAGCUUCACACUUUCAAUGAUGUAUGUAACAAUGAAUCUCUUGUGUCUGACACAGAAACUUCAAUAGCAAAGGAGCUUGCUGAUUGGCUCAUCAAUAAUAAUGUUGUUGAGCAUAUUUUUGGACCAAAUUUGCACAUUGAGAUCAUUAAACAGUGCCAAGUAAUUUUAAACUUUCUUGCUGCUGAAGGGAGGCUUAGCACUCAACAUGUUGAUUGCAUUUGGGCUGCCGCACAGUUGAAACACUGUAGUAGAUAUAUCCAUGAUUUGUUUCCUUCUUUGAUUAAAAAUUUGGAUCCAGUGCCACUCCGUCAUCUUCUUAAUCUUGUAUCAUCACUUCAUCCAAGUGUCCACACUGAGCAGACUUUGUACUUGGCUUCAAUGCUUAUUAAAGCCCUUUGGAAUAAUGCCUUGGCUGCCAAAGCUCAGUUAUCAAAGCAGAGCUCCUUUGCUUCUCUUUUGAAUACAAAUUUGCCCAUGGGAAAUAAAAAAGGAUCCCCUGCUGGAAGCCCAGAGAGCAGUGAUAACAGUGAUACGCAUCACAGCGGAGGUAGUGAUAUUGAAAUGGAGGAACAAAUUCUAAACAGGACAAAACGCGCACAGCAACGUCUUUCUGAUACUGAGGAAUCUAUGCAGGGCAGUUCAGAUGAAACUGCUAAUAGUGGGGAGGAUGCCAGCAGUGGUCCAGGUAGUAGCAGUGGACACAGUGAUGGCUCAAGCAAUGAAGUUAACUCAAGCCAUGCAAGCCAGUCAGCUGGCAGCCCAGGGAGUGAAGUUCAUUCUGAUGACAUGGCCGACAGUGAGAUUCUUAAAGAAGAGGAAGAGGAAGAAGAGGAGGAGGUAGAGAGGGACUGUAAUUCUCCAAAAGAGGCCAGAGACUCUGAACUUAGAAAGAGAAAAUCUGAAUCACACACAGGUGCGAGUCUGAGAGAGUCCCAGGUAUCUGAAGAGCGGUCAACUUCAGUUACCGAAACUGGAAAGGAUCUUCCUUUCAGUGCUGAGACUGUGUCUUCUGUGGACAAUCGUUUAAGAAUGUUGGAAUCAUGUUCUUCACAUCCUGAUGAACAAGAGCAUGAUAUUGCAAAUGAACUUAGUGGUUCUAGAAUAUCCCAAGGGCCUCAGGACCCAUGUAUAUCUCGAAGUGGAGAUUUUCUUGGGGAUCCAAUAAGCAAUGAGUUGUUCAGCUGUAGAAGGUUUAUUGGACCUCAGCAUCACCAUCAUCAUCACCACCAUCAUGAUGGGCAUAUAGUUGAUGACAUGCUCAGUGCGGAUGAUGUAAGUUGCAGUAGUUCUCAAGUAAGUGCGAAGUCUGAAAAGAAUAUGGCAGAUUUUGACGGAGAAGAAUCUGGCUGUGAGGAGGAACUGGUACAGAUAAAUUCUCAUGCAGAGCUCACAUCACACCUCCAGCAGCACUUACCUAAUUUAGCGUCAAUCUACCAUGAGCAUUUAAAUCAAGGACCUACAGUUCACAAACAUCAGUUCACAAGCAAUGCUGUCACGGAUAUCAAUCUGGAUAAUGUUUGCAAAAAGGGGAAUACACUUCUCUGGGACCUUGUUCAGGAUGAAGAUGCGGUCCAUUUAUCUGAAGGUUUGAUCAAUGAAGCUGAAAAGCUCCUGUGCUCAUUAGUUUGCUGGUUCACAGACAGACAAAUUCGAAUGAGAUUCAUUGAAGGUUGUUUAGAAAAUUUAGCCAACCACAGGUCUGUUGUUGUUUCUCUUCGACUACUUCCUAAACUGUUUGGAACAUUUCAGCAAUUUGGAAGUAGUUAUGAUACUCAUUGGAUUACUAUGUGGGCUGAGAAGGAGCUACAUAUGAUGAAGCUGUUUUUUGAAAAUCUUUUACACUACAUUCAAGAAGCAAGGGAGGGGCGACAUAAAUUUGCAUUGUAUAGUCAUAGUGCAGAAGUUCAAGUAAGACUGCAGUUCCUGACUUGUGUUUUUUCCACACUUGGCUCUCCGGACCACUUCAGACUUAGCUUAGAACAGGUAGAUAUUUUGUGGCACUGCUUAGUAGAAGAUUCUGAGUGCUAUGAUGAUGCUUUGCACUGGUUUUUGAACCAAGUUCGCAGUAAAGACCAACAUGCAAUGGGAAUGGAAACUUAUAAACACCUUUUCUUAGAAAAAAUGCCUCAGUUGAAGCCAGAGUCUAUAAGCAUGACUGGUUUAAAUUUGUUCCAGCAUUUAUGCAAUUUGGCUCGCAUAGCAACAAGUACUUAUGACAGUGGUUCAAACUGUGAGCUAUGUGGUAUGGAUCAGUUGUGGGGAAUUGCUCUGAGAGCUCAAUCAGCUGAUGUUAGUCGAGCAGCUAUCCAGUACAUCAACUCCUAUUAUAUUAAUGGAAAAACUGGUCUUGAGAAGGAGCAAGAAUUUAUCAGUAGAUGCAUGGAGAGCCUGAUGAUGGCAUCUGGAAAUUUGGAAAAAGAUGCUCACUCCAGCCUUACAAUUAUAGAGAGGGGGCUGUUAAUGUUGAAAACUCAUCUAGAAGCUUUUAGAAGACGGUUUGCUUAUCACCUGCGCCAGUGGCAAAUUGAGGGGACAGGAAUAAGCAGCCACUUGAAAGCACUCAGUGACAAACAGUCUUUGCCUCUGAGAAUUGUUUGCCAACCAGCUGGUCUGCCUGACAAGAUGACAAUAGAGAUGUAUCCAAGUGAUCAAGUAGCUGACCUAAGAGCAGAAGUUACUCAUUGGUAUGAAAACCUUCAGAAAGAGCAAAUGAAUCAGCAAGCUCAACUUCAAGAAUUUGGGCAGAGUAGCCGACAAGGAGACUUUCCUGGUGGACUAAUGGGACCUGUUCGAAUGAUCUCUUCUGGUCAUGAGCUAACUACUGAUUAUGAUGAAAAAACUUUGCAUGAAUUGGGGUUUAAAGACAUGCAGAUGGUGUUUGUUUCCUUGGGUGCUCCUAGAAGAGAGCGUAAAGGUGAAGGUGUACAACUUCCAGCUUCCUGCCUUCCUCCUCCUCAAAAAGAUAAUAUUCCAAUGCUAUUACUGCUGCAAGAGCCUCAUCUCACCACAUUAUUUGACCUGCUUGAGAUGCUUGCAUCAUUUAAACCACCGUCUGGAGAAAGAUCUCUAGAGGAUGCUGAGAGUGCCAGAUGCGAGGAACUGCAUCUCCAUGCUGAAAACUUGUCUAGACGUGUUUGGGAACUGCUUAUGCUUCUUCCUACAUGUCCAAAUAUGUUGCAAGCAUUUCAAACUAUCUCUGAAGAACCGGUUAAUGAUGGGCCCUACUGGAAAGAUCUUCUGAGAAUAAAGAGUCCUCAUAAGCUGCUAUAUGCACUCGAAAUCAUUGAAGCUUUGGGUAAACCUAAUCGAAGAAUAAGAAGGGAAUCAACGGGAAGUUAUAGUGACCUAUACCCAGAUUCUGAUGACUCCAGUGAAGAUCAAAUAGAGAACAGCAAAAACUCAUGGAGCUGCAAGUUUGUGUCAUCUGGAGGUUUACAACUGCUAUUGGAAAUAUUUAAUUCUGCAAUUCUUGAGCCUAAAAAUGAGGAAUCCUGGACAGUGUGGCUGUUAGACUGCCUCGCCUGCCUUUUGAAGCUUAUAUGUCAGUUUGCUGUGGACCCAACUGAUCUGGACUUGGCCUAUCACGAUGUAUUUGCGUGGUCAGGUGUAACAGAAAAUCACCGCAAAAGACCAUGGCCUGCAAAAUCUAGAAAGGGGUCUGGAGAACAUGGGAAGGGCCUUCAUAUACCUAGACUAACAGAGGUCUUUCUUACUCUUGUUCAGGGAACCAGCAUAAUAAAUCAUUUAAUUAGAGUUGCCUAUACUUAUGACAAUCUAGCUCACAGGGUUUUAAAAGCUCAGUCUGAUCACAAGUCUCGUCAUGAAGUUACUCAUUAUUCAAUGUGGUUACUUGUGAGCUGGUCCCAUUGCAGCUCGGUUGUAAAAUCCAGUUUGGCCGACAAUGAACACCUGCACGACUGGUUAAAAAAGCUUGCUCUUCUUGUCCCAGAGACUGCUGUGAGACAUGAAGCUUGCAAUGGACUGUACAAGUUGUCGCUUUCUGGGUUAGAGGGAGGAGAAUCAAUUAAUCGAUCUUUUUUGCUGCUUGCUGCUUCAACACUUUUAAAGUUUCUACCCGAUGCUCAAGCUUUAAAACCUUUCAGGACAGAAGAUUAUGAAGAGGAACCAGUACUCCACACUGGAUGUAAAGAAUAUUUCUGGUUGCUAUGUAAACUCAUUGAUAAUAUUCAUGUUAAAGAUGCUACUCAGACAACAUUACUUGAUUUAGAUGCUUUGGCAAGACAUCUUGCAGACUGCAUUCGAAGCAGGGAGAUUCUGGAUCAGCAAGAUGGGAAUAUUGAAGAUGACGGACUGACGGGUUUGUUAAGACUGGCUACUAGUGUUGUGAAGCAUAAGCCUCCUUUUAAAUUCUCACGUGAAGGGCAGGAAUUCUUAAGAGAUGUUUACAACUUGUUGUUUAUGCUACCAAGCCUUAAAGAUAGACAGCAACCAAAAUGCAAGUCGCACUCUGCAAGAGCAGCAGCUUAUGAUCUACUAGUAGAAUUGGUGAAAGGCUCUGUGGAAAACUACAGGCUCUUACACAACUGGGUUAUGUCACAGCACAUGCAAUCAUCCCAUGCACCUUAUAAAUGGGACUAUUGGCCUCAUGAUGAUGUGAGAGCUGAGUGCAGAUUUGUUGGUUUGACAAAUUUAGGAGCCACCUGUUAUCUAGCUUCUACUAUCCAGCAAUUAUACAUGAUACCUGAAGCAAGGCAAGCUGUUUUCACUGCUAAGUAUGCAGAAGACAUCAAGCAUAAGACAACCCUUUUGGAGUUGCAGAAAAUGUUUACAUAUCUUAUGGAAAGUGAGCGAAAAGCAUACCAUCCCAGGCCAUUUUGCAAAACCUAUACAAUGGAUAAACAGCCUCUUAACACUGGGGAGCAGAAGGAUAUGACAGAAUUUUUUACCGAUUUAAUUACGAAGAUUGAGGAAAUGUCACCUGAGCUGAAAAAUACAGUGAAAAAUUUAUUCGGUGGGGUUAUUACCAAUAAUGUUGUAUCACUGGACUGUGAACAUGUUAGUCAGACAGCUGAAGAAUUUUACACUGUGAGAUGCCAGGUUGCUGAUAUGAAAAAUAUUUAUGAGUCUCUAGAUGAGGUUACCAUCAAAGAUACAUUGGAAGGAGAUAAUAUGUAUACCUGCUCACAAUGUGGAAAGAAAGUUCGUGCAGAAAAGAGGGCAUGUUUUAAAAAACUUCCACGGAUUCUGAGUUUUAACACAAUGCGAUACACUUUCAACAUGGUCACGAUGAUGAAAGAGAAAGUAAACACUCAUUUUUCUUUUCCCAUACGCCUGGAUAUGACUUCUUAUACGGAAGAUUUUCUUAUGGGAAAGAGUGACCGGAAAGAUGGCUUCCGAGAAGAUGGUGACCCUAAGGUAGCAGAAAGUUAUGAGUAUGACCUGAUUGGUGUUACAGUCCAUACCGGAACAGCAGAUGGAGGCCAUUAUUACAGCUUCAUAAGAGAUAUAGUUAAUCCACAUGCUUACAAAAAUAAUAAAUGGUAUCUUUUUAAUGAUGCUGAAGUUAAACCAUUUGAUUCUGCACAACUUGCUUCUGAGUGCUUUGGUGGUGAAAUGACAACAAAGACCUAUGAUUCUGUAACUGAUAAAUUUAUGGAUUUCUCAUUUGAAAAGACCCACAGUGCCUAUAUGCUGUUUUAUAAACGAGUUGAACCAUUGGAUGAAACUGGAAAAGACUAUAAAUUUGAUGUUUCUCCUGAGUUGCUAGAGUGGAUCUGGCAUGACAACAUGCAGUUUCUUCAGGAUAAGAACAUUUUUGAGCACACCUAUUUUGGGUUUAUGUGGCAGCUGUGCAGCAGUAUUCCAAGUACACUACCAGAUCCAAAAGCAAUAUCCUUAAUGACGGCAAAGCUAAGUACAUCAUUUGUCCUAGAGACAUUUAUUCAUUCAAAAGAAAAGCCCACCAUGCUUCAGUGGAUUGAACUCCUAACAAAGCAAUUUAAUAACAGUCAAUCAGCUUGUGAGUGGUUUUUGGACCGUAUGGCAGAUGAUGAUUGGUGGCCAAUGCAAAUAUUAAUCAAAUGUCCCAAUCAGAUUGUGAGACAGAUGUUCCAACGUCUUUGUAUUCAUGUCAUACAAAGACUAAGGCCCGUGCAUGCUCAUCUGUAUUUACAGCCUGGAAUGGAGGAUGGGUCUGAUGAUAUGGAUGGUCCUGUGGAAGAUAUAGGUAGUCGUUCUUGCGUAACUCGCUUUGUGAAAACCCUGCUCUCUAUUAUGGAACAUGGAGUGAAACCACAUAGCAAACACCUCACAGAGUACUUUGCAUUUCUUUAUGAAUUUGCCAAAAUGGGGGAAGAGGAGAGCCAGUUUCUGCUUUCAUUACAAGCAAUUUCAAUAAUGGUUCAUUUCUAUAUGGGAACAAAAGGACCUGAAAAUCCUCAGGUAGAGGUUUUAUCAGAAGAAGAAGGUGAAGAGGAGGAGGAGGAGGAAGACAUCCUUUCAUUAGCAGAAGAAAAAUAUAGACCAGCAGCACUUGAGAAGAUGAUUGCUCUUAUUGCACUUCUUGUUGAGCAGUCUCGCUCAGAGAGACACUUAACUUUAUCCCAGAAUGAUAUGGCAGCUUUGACUGGUGGAAAGGGUUUUCCAUUUUUAUUUCAACAUAUACGGGAUGGUAUCAAUAUUCGACAAACGUGCAAUCUGAUUUUUAGCCUUUGUCGAUAUAAUAAUAGACUGGCAGAACAUAUUGUCUCCAUGCUCUUUACAUCGAUUGCAAAACUGACCCCUGAGGCUGCAAAUCCAUUUUUUAAGCUACUCACCAUGUUGAUGGAGUUUGCUGGAGGACCCCCUGGAAUGCCUUCAUUUGCAACUUACAUUCUUCAGAGGAUCUGGGAGGUUAUUGAGUACAAUCCUUCCCAGUGUUUGGAUUGGUUAGCUGUUCAAACUCCCCGUAACAAGCUAGCUCAUAGCUGGGUACUGCAAAACAUGGAAAACUGGGUUGAAAGAUUUUUACUGGCUCACAAUUAUCCUAGAGUGCGAACCUCUGCUGCUUAUCUUCUGGUAUCUCUGAUUCCUAGCAACUCCUUCCGUCAGAUGUUCAGGUCCACACGUUCAUUGCACAUCCCUACUCGUGACCUUCCUCUGAGUCCUGACACUACUGUGGUUCUUCAUCAAGUUUACAAUGUUCUACUUGGUCUGUUAUCAAGAGCAAAGUUGUAUGUUGAUGCUGCUGUUCAUGGUACCACCAAACUUAUGCAAUACUUCAGUUUUAUGACAUACUGUUUGAUCUCUAAAACAGAGAAACUAAUGUUUUCAAGCUGCUUCAUGGACUUAUGGAAUCUUUUCCAGCCUAAACUUUCUGAACCAGCAAUUGCCACUAAUCACAACAAACAGGCAUUGCUGUCCUUCUGGUAUAAUGUGUGUGUGGAUUGUCCAGAGAAUGUACGGUUAAUUGUGCAAAACCCAGUUGUUACUAAAAACAUUGCUUUUAAUUAUAUCCUGGCUGAUCAUGAUGACCAGGAUGUGGUGCUUUUUAACCGUGGAAUGCUGCCAGCCUACUAUGGCAUCUUGCGUAUGUGCUGCGAACAGUCUCCCAAUUUUACCAGACAACUUGCCUCCCACCAAAACAUUCAAUGGGCUUUCAAAAAUCUAACACCACAUGCAAGUCAAUAUCCUGGGGCAGUAGAGGAACUUUUCAAUCUGAUGCAGUUGUUUGUAGCACAGAGACCAGACAUGAGAGAGGAGGAACUGGAAGAUAUCAAACAGUUUAAAAAAACAACUAUUAGCUGUUAUCUUCGCUGCCUAGAUGGCCGUUCUUGCUGGACUACUCUGAUCAGUGCUUUUCGAAUCCUGUUAGAAACGGAUGAGGAUCGAUUGCUAGUAGUUUUUAACAGAGGGCUCAUUCUCAUGACAGAGUCAUUCAACACAUUGCAUAUGAUGUACCAUGAGGCAACUGCUUGCCAUGUAACAGGUGACCUAGUAGAGCUUCUAUCAAUCUUUCUAUCUGUUCUGAAAGCUACACGUCCCUACCUGCAGAGAAAAGAUGUUAAACAAGCCCUAAUUCAGUGGCAGGAAAGAAUAGAAUUUGCACACAAGUUAUUGACACUGCUUAAUUCAUAUAGUCCCCCUGAAUUAAGAAAUGCUUGCAUAGAUGUUUUAAAAGAAUUAGUCCUCCUUAGUCCUCAUGAUUUUCUUCACACAUUAGUUCCAUUUUUACAGCAUAACCAUUGCACUUACCACCAUAGUAAUAUCCCAAUGUCAUUUGGCCCAUAUUUUCCGUGCCGGGAGAAUAUAAAGCUAAUGGGAGGAAAAAACAACAUUCGUCCACCCCGUCCAGAACUUAAUAUGUGUCUUUUACCCUCCAUGGUGGAAACAAGCAAGGGAAAAGAUGAUGUUUAUGAUCGUAUGCUGCUGGACUAUUUCCUCUCUUAUCAUCAAUUCAUUCAUCUUUUGUGCCGAGUAGCUAUCAACUGUGAAAAGUUUACAGAAACAUUAGUCAAACUAAGUGUCUUAAUUGCUUAUGAAGGUUUACCUUUGCAUUUAGCUUUGUUUCCUAAACUCUGGACUGAGCUUUGUCAAUCACAGUCUGCAAUGGCAAAGAAUUGUGUGAAACUCCUCUGUGAGGAUCCAGCUUUCGCAGAAUAUAUUAAGUGCAUCUUAAUGGAUGAGCGAACAUUUAUUAAUAAUAGUGUUGUAUAUAAUUUUUUGACUUGUUUUCUUCUUAAGGUUCAAAGUCAAGUUUUGUCUGGUAACAGUUGUGCAAACCUGAUCAACAUUCUUGUGACUAAUUUGAUCAAUGAAUAUCACAAUAUUGAACCAGAACUUUCAAGCCAAAGAUUGGAAAUCUGCAAAACAAGCAUUGUUCUAAAUGCUGAUUUACAGGCCUUUAUCUUGAUGCUUUCUGUACAUACCCCAAAACAGUUAGACCCUGCUCUCAUCCCUGCCUUACAAGAUUUACUGAAUAAAUGUAGAGCAUGUCUGCAACAAAGAAAUACCCAAGAAUUGGAAUCUAAAGAAGGAAAAUCAAAAGAUGAAGAAGGUGCUACACCAGUGAAAAGGAGACGAGUAAGCAGCGAAGAAGAUCACACCCUUGAAAGUUGUCCCAGUGAAAUGAAGUCUGAACCAAGAGAAGCUCUGACUCCAACUAGUACUUCUGACACUGAAACAAGAGACUCCUCCGUUAUAGAUCCAGGGACAGAACAAGAUCCACCAACUCCUGAAAACAUUUCUGUUAAAGAUGAUAAAAUGGAGUUGUCAUCUUCUGUUUCAGAGGAGACAUUGUUUUGCCCCAAAACCUCUGAGGAGCAUAGUGCAGAAAGUAAAAAAGAAGAUAAACUCAUUAAGGAGGAAGAGGAGGUGCAAAGUUCAAAGACAUCAGAUGUCACUGAAGAAGACCCACAAUUUACAUCUAUUUCAGUUUUUGCUGGACUGACUGACAUGCCAGACUUGAAAGGCUGUGAUAAUUCAAUUUUGACUUUACAAGAUCCAGAGAUCAGUAUAACAGCUAGCUGUGUUCAUUCCAGAGGACUGUUUUCCUUCAUGCAGAAAAAUGACAUUUUGGACACUUUGUGUAGGACUCUUGAAUCAACAAUAGGUGUGGUCUCCAAAUUGUCUGGGAAAGGAAACCGCACUGCUUCUUGACAGUGCUCCUGGGCAUGUAUGCUUUUAAUUCUUUUUAAAAUGCUGUUUUUGUAUACCUUCUGUUUAUUUCUGGCUGUCUCAUCAACUGCUCCAUGCUUUAGUUUUUGUCAAAUUAUCUUUUCUGCUUGAAUGGCAAUAGAUGAAUAUGGCUGAAGAUUUCUGGAAAAAAAUAUCGAAUCCAAUUACAUAUGAAAUCAACUAUAUAUACAGCAUGUCUGUGUGUGUGUGUGUGUAUGUAUAUAUAUAUAUAUAUAUAUAUAUAUAUAUAUAUAUAUAUAUAUAUAUAUAUAUAAAUAAAAGUAUAAUGUGAAUGAUAAAGAAAGUUGCAGCUUUCGCACAUUUUCUAAAAAUUCAAAGUAUAGUGCUUUUUCAUUCUUUUCAUUCAAAGUUAUUUGAAGUGAUUCUUUGUUGAAAGGUUGCCGCAGUGGGAGAAGGUUUACAGAAUUUUACACUUCUCCCUGUCUGUAUGUACUUUAAAUUAAUUGCAUUUUUACUGUGUAUAAUAUGGUGUCCUCUGUGCCAGUUUUGUACUUUACAAAAGAGGCUGAGUGCCUCAUAUUUCUGUGGUUCUUAUUAUCCACAAUACGUUUACUUGUAUAUUAAAUAACCACAAGAAACUUGAUUCUGUUAAGAAUCCUUUCUAAAUGUGGCUUGAUAGUGUAUGAAUGCGUGAGAGCACGGGUGGUAUGAGUGAGUGGGUGUGUACAAGUAUAUGUGUAUAUAUCAUAUAUAUGCGUAUACCGAUAUUAAAUGGUGCUUUAUUAAGCAGGAUACCUGUGAGACAAAUAAAGCACACUUGAUGUAACAAUCUAAGGUUUUUAUUUACUUAAAUACAUUCCUCUAGAUACCAAGCUACCAUUUCCAGUUUGAUUUCCUUGUUGUUUGUUAUGUAAAUAUAUAAAAUUAAGAGAACAUCCAAAAGAACAAUAUAAAGGAAACACUGAAGUCACACUCAUAUAUAGUUUCUUUUACACAUCAGUGACAACCUGCCACCUUAUGAAAUUAAAUGCGUAGUUUUGUGCUUCUUAUAUGUUCAUUCAUUAAGUUUUUUCACGUCAUUUUAAUUAUACACCCUACACAAAAGUAAAAGAAAACUGGUAAAAAAAA
Molecule: messenger RNA, 12224 nt
Organism: Erpetoichthys calabaricus (reedfish)
Lineage: Eukaryota; Metazoa; Chordata; Cladistia; Polypteriformes; Polypteridae
Gene: usp34
Product: ubiquitin specific peptidase 34
Biological process (GO): protein deubiquitination
Cellular component (GO): cytosol; nucleus
Molecular function (GO): cysteine-type endopeptidase activity; cysteine-type deubiquitinase activity
Source: RefSeq, a predicted model, not a curated record